Messenger RNA from Odocoileus virginianus texanus, 1684 nucleotides. NCBI's taxonomy places the organism in Eukaryota, Metazoa, Chordata, Mammalia, Artiodactyla, Cervidae. The record is from RefSeq and is a predicted model, not a curated record.
AAGCCAUUCGCGUGUGGGGACUGCGGCAAGGCCUUCAGCCAGGGCAUGCACUUGGCGGUGCACCGGCGCACACACACGGGCGAGAAGCCAUACGCAUGCGGGGAGUGCGGCAAGGCCUUCAGCCAGAGCUCCUACCUGAUCCAGCACAAGCGGCUGCACAUCAGCGUGAAGCCCUUCGAGUGCGGCCGCUGCGGCAAGGCCUUCAGCAAGAACUCGGCCCUGACGCAGCACCAGCGCCUGCACACCGGCGAGAAGCCCUACGCCUGCCCCGUCUGCAAGAAGCACUUCACGGGCCGCUCGUCGCUGGCGGUGCACCAGGUGGGCCCUACGCCUGUGGCGAGUGCGUGAAGGCCUUCGGCCAGAGUGCCUACCUCAUCGAGCACCAGCGCAUCCACAUGGGCGAGAAGCCCUACCUGUGCGCGCAGUGCGGCAAGGCCUUCAUCAAGAACGCUUCGCUCACCGCGCACCAGCGGAUCCACACCGGGGAGAAGCCCUACGCCUGCCGCGAGUGCGGGAAGACCUUCAGCCGGAACACCAACCUCACGGGGCACCUGAGGGUCCACAUCUAGGGAGGCUGGGCCCCCCCAAUCUGCACCAGUCCUCAGGUUCCGACUCCUGUUCCCUGGGGAGCUCAGCAGGACCCUGGAACAGGGGGAGAAGUAGCCUGUCUGUCAAGGUCCACAUUCUGAAGAGAUGCAGAGUCUCAGACCUGAGCAGAUCCGGGGGCUGCUGGAGCCCGAGAGGGCGAAGACGCUGCUGCCUCGGGAGAACAAGGCCUGGGAGAAGCGUGCUGCCUUUGCUGAGGACUGGGUGGCUGUGGAGGUUGGGACCUCCAGCUGCAGCGGCGAGGAGAGAGACCUACCUUCUCCCGAGACUGUGCUUCCCCAGGAGUGGAGCUCGGUGGAGGAAGAUGAUGAGUCCGAGGACUCCCAGGGCUUUGUGGAGUGGUCGAAAGCUCCACAGCAAACGACCAUAGUCUUGGUAGUGUGUGUGAUCUUUCUGUUCCUGGUUUUAACUGGGAUGCCCAUGAUGUUUCACAUUUAACUAUUAAGGUGACUCUUGUUUCGAAAUAGAUGCCCUGUGUCAUGUUAAGGAAGAGCCCUGGUUUAAAAAAUCAGGAAUAGGUCUUGAAUAUUAUCAAAUGCCUUUGACACAUCCAUUGAGAUGAUUUUUCUUUUGUGUUUCACCUUUACAUGUGUGGUUUCUGCAUUGCUGUAUUUCACUGAACUUAAGACAUCUUGGAUUGUAAAUGUGUAUUAUUUUGUGUACUCCUGAGAAAGAAACAGAAUACUGCUUAAAUGUAAGACGUCGCCAAGUGGAAGAUGCAUCGUGACUUCAGAGAAGGUGAACACGUGCGCAGCAUACACGCAAUGAAACUGAGUCAAUUUCUCCACUACAAGUCACCUUCGCAGUCUCAGGAUGGUGGCGCACCUGGCUUUUCAGAUACUGAAUUCCGUCCCUUGAUAUUUUAUGUAGGAUUCUUGCCUCUAUCUUCUUACAUAGGAUUGGUGCUAUCUUUGUUUCAUUUCAGUGUUGUGGCUAAGCUUGCACCAUAGAAGGACUUGAGUAAUGUGUGACCCUUUGCUGUGCUUUCGAGUACUUUCCGUAGUUCAUGCUGUGCUCAGCCGUGUCUGGCUCUGCGGCCCCACGGACGAUAGCCCACCGGGCUCCUCUGUCCAUGAGU